AUGACAUCUCACGCCUUUAAUGCAGUUCGCUUUAAUGACAUAUACUGUUGGGCCUUCAAUCGUCCUAAGCCAAAGUCAACUUCGCCUCCUCACCAGCAUUUCUUUACUCUCAAGUCCGCGCCCUACGGACACAUUCAUCCGAGAAUAGACGCUAUGGGUGUUGAUAACGUUGAUAUGGGUGAUACUAACGAUUCGGAGCACCGUGCCCCUCCCGAUGCAACCUCCAGUGGGGAGCCCUUUUUGGACUUGAAUGCAUUGGCCUUUGAUCCUGGUGCACUCGAAUCGAAUGCAUAUGAGCCUACUUUUGAGAAUGGAUUGGAGGGAAAUGAGUUUGAGUUCAACUUUGACGAUUUAUGGUCUGCGGAUAUGGCUCAACUCCCUCUUGCGGCAGAUGACACCGACUUCACACAGACCCAUCAGCUUCAAGACGAUACCAGCUUGCAACAUGAUGGCCUACAGCGCCCAGGGACUGAUCAGCUCGCAUUCAACUUCGGGGAUCUCAUGAGAAACAUUUCAGAGUCACCAUCGUCAACUCAAUCACCAAACAUCCUUACUCCGCCAAUCCCUUCUCCCCUUCCCCCAAAGAUCGGUCAUCGCUUCACCCUCGAUGCCAUCCGCUCAUUGAAGGACUGGUUCGCUCGAAACACCGACAACCCCUAUCCAAAUGAAGAAGAGAAGAAUAUGCUGGAGCUCCAGACCGGCUUGACUCGAACUCAAAUUACAAAUUGGCUAGCAAAUGCCCGAAGACGGAGAACUACUACCGAUAGCGGAACCCAGACGGCUUCGGGAAAGUCUGGCAAGGUUCCAUCUGAGUAUACGCCAACACGAGCUGGUACUCCCAUCCCGAGAAGACGAUCUGAGAAAGGAAUGCAUCCUCUGCAGAGAUGGGUUGACUCACCACCUGAGAAUGAACCAGCUGCGGUGUCUGCUAUUGCACGUGCGAUGGCUUCGGGUGAAUUAGUCACAUCCAUCGGAAAUAUGAUUGGCAACGGCAUGAGAAUUCAUUGCAUCUGUCUUUGGAACGAUGGGAGUGUUCCCCCGACGGCCCAACAACCACGGAUCCAAAUACUGGCCAAGUCAUCUGCCUCACAACCAGAUAUCAUUUCGAGAUGUGGAUUCUGUCAAGCUUCCAUGACUAGAUGGAUUGAUAGAGUUGAUCAUGUUGCGAACCAUUUCAAGAUGGGUUGUACGAUGAAUAAUUGGGUUGGCGACUGGGGGUUUGAGGAUGAUAUAUUGAAGACUAUAGAGAAGGCUUUGCCACCAUAUUUGGUAGAAUUGGAACGCGGAACUCCAUUCCCCUUCGCAGCGAGUGGCAAGCCACCUGAUUCUCCUCGAAGUGCAUACGAGCUCAUCACGCUAGAGUUGGCAUAUUUUAUUUCUAAUCAUAGCGACACUAUUGGGAGCCUGCCGAGUCACGAAAGUCUACAACUGGAGGCUUGCCGCAUCAUGUUUGCCUCUGAAGUAACAUUUCCUGAAGCGAACCUGGACUCUCACGGCAGUCCAUCAUGGUUCAGAGACUUGCUUCUGUCCUCUGACGAGAUUGCCCAACAAGCUCGCUUCGCACCGAUUCGAUCGAGUACGGAGAGUAGACUUUCUGUGUUGAGAGUCAAGGGCAAGAACUCGUUGUUUGAGGAGUGUCCACUGGAGUCACGACUGCAAGCGUUCAUGCGUGAUCGAAGAAUGAGGGGGUUAUCUGAGGUAUCAGAUGGAGAACUACAAAAAGAGGCGGGUCGCAUUUUCAUGCAGAUGGAAAGCGAACUUCAAACGAAGCCAGAAUUUGUGGCUAACUGGUUGAUUGGGUUUCUGUAUAACUCGACGAAUUGGAUAAGCGACUUUCGGCGGCGUGCAGACCUGAUGUCAGCCGAUGACAGCUGGAAACUCCCAUCGCCAGGUAAUAUAGCAUGGUCUACUGAGCCGACAAGUGUCCAGACACAGCAUGAUCUAUCUUGGGUGAACAACCCGUCUCUCUUUGACGGAAAUGGUUGGUCUUUUGGAGAGCAAGCUGGGCCGUCGGGCGCAAGCAUGACCUGGCAAGCAAACGAACCAGACAAGAACGCUGAUCAAUCCACGUUUGAUGCAUCACUCGAUGACUUUACAUGGCUUUGGUCAGACGACAAAUCACCACCUAAAAUACCACAGACGACCCCGAGUCCUGGAGCAGAAGGGGAGUCAGGCCUCCGACCGACGUGGCUUGGUCCGGGGAUCUAUGUCUUGAAUGACCCGAAUCACCUCCCCUGGUUUGCUCGUGAGAUGAAGAGAUGGGUAAAGGCCGCCAUGUCACCGAAUAACCCGAUCUGUCAUGUUCCUUCGGAUGAGGAGCUUAGACAUCAAGCUCGAUGUCUGCUUUACAAUGAGUAA
Molecule: messenger RNA, 2358 nt
Organism: Fusarium oxysporum Fo47
Lineage: Eukaryota; Fungi; Ascomycota; Sordariomycetes; Hypocreales; Nectriaceae
Product: homeobox domain-containing protein
Exons: 5
Coding region: 1-2358 (785 amino acids)
Biological process (GO): regulation of DNA-templated transcription
Molecular function (GO): DNA binding
Source: RefSeq, a predicted model, not a curated record